GAAUAUUUCCAAGAAAUUAUUUGUCAGUAGACAUAUUUCAAGACGCAAUUAUGGCAAAUCGCAGAUGAUUUUAAAGUUAUGAAGGAUAAACUCUUGCAACAAUUCCAUCAACGCCCCAAUGAGUAUCAAAGAGAGGAAUCAAUUUUUUCUGUUUUUCAACUUCCUUUCAACACUGUUGAUGACUUAAAACAGCGACUUGAGGAUUUUUUAAACCAAGCGAAAAAUUUGAAAGCAUCGGUUAAAGAAGUAUCUCAAAUUGGAGCAAAAAAUCCUUACGAAUUUAUAAAGCGCAACUGUACUCAUUUAUUGACCAACGAAUUAGCAGAAAAAUAUAGCUGGCUAGGGGCAAGGCAAAAACGAAAAUUUGCUCUUUUAAAACUUGCUGAUUUGUUAAUUGUUGCCGGUCAGAAAACUGAUUCCAAUUGUACCAAAAAAGUUUUGGAAGAAACGAUUCAAAAAUGGCUUCGAAGAGCAAAGAAAAGAAUGAGUUAAAAAAGUUGUAAGACUAAAAGUUAAUGAGUUUAAUAUUCUUUUUAUAAUAUUACAAAUAUUUUUGUUUUGUUUUAAUAAGGCGCGGUUGCAUUAACGUUAUUUUGACUUUACACGAAACUUAAAUGUGUUUGUCUUUAUUUAUUUAGAAAGCAGAUAAAGACAGAUAAAGGCAUGUUUAAGUCUCGUUUAAAGCCAAAAUAACGUUUGUGAAAUCGGGUAAAUGUACUAAUAUACAUUUGUAUUUUCGAUAUAUGUUCUUGCUAUUUAAACGAUUAAUUUUAAGUACUAAUUUCAUUUUUAACAAUUUAUUAUAAUAUAUACAUCCGUAUUUUCUGUAUGAUUAUAAGAUUAUGUUAAUGUAAUAAUUCAAAUGUUUAAUUUUAAGUAUUUCAAACCAAGCCUUUGAGUUUUUUUUUAUUAAUUAUUAAGUAUUUCCGUUUUUUAUA
Messenger RNA from Solenopsis invicta (red fire ant), 938 nucleotides. RefSeq lists its product as uncharacterized. Lineage: Eukaryota; Metazoa; Arthropoda; Insecta; Hymenoptera; Formicidae. The record is from RefSeq and is a predicted model, not a curated record. The transcript has 3 exons. The coding region runs from base 79 to 492 and encodes 137 amino acids.